GCCAACGCUGUUCUUGAAUUAGCUCUACAUUUGAAAGAGUAACUUCCUGAUACGCUCAGCAUAAGUAAUAUCAGAAAAGUUAGUUCCAAACUGUCUACGUAGAUGAUUUACCAACCAAUAAGAUACUGGAAUUUUCCCAAAUCCUUCGAUUCACAUCAUUAGUGAUUAGAUCAUCCGAAUGAAAACAUAUAGUGCAAAAUUUGUUCCCGUUUUGAAAAAACACAAUCACAUGCGACCCGGAACUUCAUAGAAAAACCUAUAUACAAAUCACGUUAUUUGAGUUCAAUUGUUCCAUACAAGAAAAAUAACUUAGAAAUUUUAAAAUGGCCCCAGAAUCAUCUUCAGUAAAAUCUUGUUCCUUGACACUGUGGAAAACUACAACUCGAAAUUAUUCGCGUCCUGGACAUUCUGAAUUUCGAUAUGCUAUAUGUUACUGCUUAACGUUAUUUGUGUGUUCCGUUUUAUCGAGAACGUUCCCUGCUGUGUUAGGACAAGAACCAACUCUUUUUACCGAUUGUGGGGGUACCCUACGUGAUCCUAGAGGGGUUAUUUGGACUCCUAACUUUCCCAAUCCCUACCCAAUACCCAUCAGUUGCAGGUGGAAGAUCGAAGCUCCUGGAAACCAGAUGAUAGCCAUUUAUCUCACGCAGUUCUACAUGCGAGAAGGUCUUCGCGCUACCGAGUACGCUUAUUUUGAGGAUGAGUCUCAGUACAUGGGCAAAACAGAUUUGGGUUUUAUUAGCGCAGACUCAAAAUUUAGCCAACUAGUGACGAACAAGACUAUUCUGGUGUUAGACUUCACUGUAUUGGAACAGGGCAACGUACAUUUGCGGGUUAUUGAUUUGUUUCUUGAUGUUUAUGGAUUUAACAUCACUUACGAGAUGAUCAGCAAAAUCAAAUAUCGAACAGAUCCUUGUAUCAAAAACCACUGUUCUUAUAAUGGAAAAUGUAUUGCUUCUGCAGAUUUUUCUGUCUACCAAUGUCACUGUUUACAAAAGUAUUAUGGAGAGGAGUGUCAGUACUCCCCCGAGUGUGGUCCCGAAGCAAAGUCAAACAUGUGCUUUAAUGGAGGAACGUGUAGGCAUAACAUUGGAUCCAGAAUCCGUGAGUGUAUCUGUCCACCAGGUUAUGAAGGAUCAAAGUGUGAGAAGAGACGUACUGAAGAUUCUUCAGACAGAAACGAAUAUUUCUUAGAAGAAUCGAAGAACUGCUUAAUACUUGGGUGUUCCCACACCUGUAAGAAGUUGUCACUUGCUGGUUACCUUUGCACCUGUCCUACUGGUUACCAACUCGGAAAUGAUUUAAAAACUUGCGAGAAAUCAGGAAGAACGAGAUACUUACUCAGCUUUAAGCUAAUCAACAGAAACUUUGAUCCCCAUCGACGCCAGAAAAACCUCGAAUCUGCGAUAGCAUCUUUGUUCAGGCCAUCAUUGUUAAGAAAAGUGGAAAAUUUGACUGUUUUGUCUUUCAAUUGAUAAAUGUUUAUUCUGCCAAAGAGGAUAUUGCAGUAACAUAUAUCACGUGAGCUGAAAGGAUUAGUAACUGUAUUGUUC
Messenger RNA from Limulus polyphemus (Atlantic horseshoe crab), 1553 nucleotides. RefSeq names its product fibropellin-1-like. Lineage: Eukaryota; Metazoa; Arthropoda; Merostomata; Xiphosura; Limulidae. Gene Ontology annotation, biological process: establishment or maintenance of epithelial cell apical/basal polarity; heterophilic cell-cell adhesion. The record is from RefSeq and is a predicted model, not a curated record. Gene Ontology annotation, cellular component: plasma membrane; protein-containing complex. The transcript is spliced from 7 exons. Bases 324 to 1475 code for a protein of 383 amino acids.